Messenger RNA from Amoebophrya sp. A120, 5112 nucleotides. NCBI's taxonomy places the organism in Eukaryota, Dinophyceae, Syndiniales, Amoebophryaceae. The record is from the annotation of a GenBank genome assembly.
AGUAGAGGAAGGUAGGUAUAGACUAUCUAAAGAAUAGGAAUAAACACUGCUUGUGCUUGAGCCGAAGAUUCAUGGCUUUGUCGUGUUGAUAGAGCCUGCUACCACAAAUAAGAAUUGAUGUUCUCCACGCCCGGGGAGGAUUAUUUCAUUCCCCGAAUUUCUGUGAACUGUUCAUCUUAUCAAACGAGGACCACAUAACCGACUAUGCGUCGUACUACUUCUAUUCGCGUGCUGCGCAACUACAGUUCGCAGCUCCUCUCAAGGCGAGUGCUACUUCCUCUCCUGGUUUUCUUCUUCCACCACGCGGCAACUCAUGUGACCGAGAUUUGCGCGCGACAAAAGCUCCUCCGGCGGGAACAGAAGCUGCUCGAGCUAGACCAGGACGAAAAAAAGGACGAGGACGACGAUGAGAAAAGUGACAAAGAAAAAGAGAAAACAGAAAAUCCAGAUAAAAAAGACCUGGAAGAGGAGCAAGAUCAAGCGAAUGAGAAAGCCUCGAAGCGGAACCCCCUGGAAGAGAAGUCGGAAGAAGGCGAUGCGAGUGACGUGCCGGAGGUGCUGGACUACAGCGCCAUGGUGGAGCACCUAACUGGAUUGGUAGAAGAGGCACUGCCAUCAGCACAAGCGGAUAAGGAAGAGGGGGAGGAGAAAACGGAAGGGAAAAAAGAGAAGAAAGGUAAGCCAGAUAAAGACGAUGGUGCAGAGGGGGACGCUGAUGAAAAGGAUAACGCGGACGACAAGAAAGAAGGAAAGAAAUCAAAAAAAGAAAAGCCUUCGGACGAAGCAGCAGACAACCCGCAGUUCGACGGCGAGGACGCAGACGCGGAGAAAAAGGAAGAGAAGCGUGAUGACGACGAUAAAAAGGAGGACAAGGAACCGAAAGAUGAAAAAUCCUCCGGCGCCGGUGAGGACGACGGCGAUGACAAGAAGGACCAGAAAAAGAAUAGUGACGCGCCCGGCGGUGAGACGGACGACGCUGGAGAAAAGGAACAAGGGGAUAAAGGCGAUGAUGGAAAAAAACCGGGCGGUGGAGAAGCGAGUAAAGAUGACGCCGACGGUAAAGGCGGCGCAGAGGGAGAUGGAGACGAAGCUGACGAGGAGGACCACGACGACGAAAAAGACGCCUUCGCAGCCAUACAGCUGCACGGGGACGGAAAGAUGAAAUUUGACGGCGAAGACGAAAAGGAAAAAAAGAGAAAAACCGACGACGACGAUGAUGAUAGCAGUAAAAAAGACGACGACAAAGACGAGAACGGAGCACUGAGUGAUGAAAAGGGUGAGAGUGAUAAGGAAAAAGACACACCAGCAUCAGGAGGAGGUAAAAAGGAUAAGAAAGAUUCCGACAAGAAGAAUUCCAAGCGCGAACAACCAAAGCCGAUCGAGAAAAAAGAUCCGUUAACGGCGUUCAAGGAAAGUCUAGAAAAGCCGCCCGUCCUAGGCGAGUCCUAUCCUGUGCAAAAGUAUCGUACUCGUACUAAUUGCAAUCAUGCAUGACAAAUCUAAUUGCAAUCAUGCAUGACAAAUCUCUCGUACUAAUGCAUUUUGUUGCCCCAUUCUCCACUCUAUGUCUAUGUCUGUGUACCCGCGAGUGGUUUUAUCUUUCUCUGAAUUUGCGGAAGAUGAAGAUAUGUAGCAAAUUUGUAGACCAAGCAGAAGAGAAAGAUAAAAAAGAAGUAAGAAUGAAUAGUCUCAGCCAUACUUCAGCGCUUUUCAGUGCCACUUGUAGACCCGGAAUAUGCUCAAGUGCCAACAGGGCGAGAGCCCUGCAAGAUCGGGCGACGUGAGUAAGUGCAGACGGGAAAAACGCCAAAGAUACCCGCGCCUUCUGCUUAACUGUGUGAAAUAUUGUGUCGGCCCGGUUCUGCUCAGACAGGCUGGAUCCCGUAGAUCAGAUUUCACAUGUUAAGUAACGCACACCGGCCUCCUAGCAAAAAAUUAAUGAUGAAUUUAUAUGAGAAAGAGGGGCCUAAUCAAAAAAAAAAAUCAUGCAUGACAAAUCUUGUUUCUUAGCGAAAUCAGCAUUACAAGUUCCAUUUUUUCUUCUGGAAAAAUUUGCAUUGCGAUUUAUACUAAUACGAUACUUUUGCAAUGCAUAAAUCCCGCGUGUACACGAUAGACCCCGGGAAGUUCAACGGGUAUAAUUGCGUCGAGAAGCGCAAGGGGAUGGAUCCGGUCACGUUCUUGACCACUGAAAAGAUAAUCGCGUACAAAGAGACGCCGUGUGUGGAGGUAUAGUAACAGCUAAAUGUUUGCUGCUUCUGUCGUGAUGAACUGUAGCACUAGCAAAUACGCUAUUGUAUUCGAUUUGUUUUUUGCAUUUGCCCCAGAACUUGAAAUUCAGAUAGUGACUUUUCUUUUUGUGGCAAAAAAAUCCAAUCACAAUAAACCCAGGAAUACACUUCCUUCAAGCCGGAAAAGGGUUGGCUUUGGCCGGCGGUCUCCACCUAUCUCGCCACCCAGCACUUUCUACCCGGCACCUUUGACAGCAAGGAGCAGCAGGCGGACAUUUUGAAAAUUCUGAAGUCCUUACCCGUCGAAAAACUGGACGGGAUCCGCGCGCCGAAGGUGUACGGCAACGUGCUGUUCGACGGAAAAACGCCACUGGAGUACUUCGACGUUACCCUGGGCGUAUGGAUUGCGAAUAUGUCUGGGUCUGGAAGAUUGCCAGAUUUGUCAUGCAGGUUUUCCAUGACCCAUGAGGUCUGGUAUGUAGGACAUAGCAUGACAGAUUCUGUGAGAGUUCUAUCCUGCCUAUCCUGCAUGAGAAACUGCCUCCCGAUUAGGUAAAAAGUGGGCGACAGCUUCUGGUAAUCAGAAUCACGCAACACAGAUUUUUACAUGGUCCAGAUUUAGCAUGACAAGUUGCUUUGUUCCAGACCCAGACAUUUUUACAUUUGAUAGGGCGUGGCCAUGCGGAAAACGAGCUGGGAUGAAUUAUUGGAACCCACGGAGUAUCAACUGCAAAAAUGUCUGGGUCUGGAAGAUUGCAACUUGUCAUGCUGUUUUUGGACUCUAAAAAAAUUUGUAUUGCAUGACCAGCAAGAGGGGUGCGCUUUGUGCUACUUACACGGACAGGGCAUUUCUCAUGCGGAAGGUGCAUCAGGGAGCCCUCUAAAAGUCUGCGAUGCUAGGUCAUGCAUUACAGGCGUCACGGGUCAUGAGAAAUAUGCAUGACAAAUCUUCUUGCAUUCUUCCAGACCCAGACAUUUUUGCACUUGAUACGGAGGGGGAAGACCCACAGUUGGGCGGCCAGCUAAAGGCGGAGGUGGAGCGGCAGGACAAAAAGUACUAUUUGACUUGUUCAUUUUUGUGUACAUGAUGUAGUAGUUUUUUCGCUUCCUCCUAUAGUAAUGCUAAUGCCUUAGUCCAGCAAACGAAAAUCUAAAUCAACAACAUGAAACACCACCAGCUACGCCCUCCUGAACGACGUGCCGGAAGAAAGUGCAGACCAGGAAGAGCCGACGCCUGACAAGGGGCUGUCCGCGAAAGCAGAGGCGAAGGAGGAGAAGAAGGAGGAGGGCGAGAAAAAGCCAUCCGAGGAAGAGGACGAGACACUAUACGUAUAAGAAAAGUUUGUUGCUUGUCAUGCUGAACAGGUGGUUGUACUGUAUCGAAUGAAGUUGCAGGCAGCUGCGCAUGCACUUUGAUUGUGAGAAACGAGCUCGAAAAAUUUCGUUGCGAACACGAGUGACUUAUUCAUGCCCUGUUCGGUAAAACAAAAACCGAAAAACUACAGUACGGCAUCGGUUUCGGCUGUGUCCUCAUCAUUAUUGGCAUCGGCGGCGCGCUAGCGCAACAGAAGACGGAAGAGAAGGUUCCGCAGCCUGACAUUGAACAGCCAGAGGACAAGAAUGAAGAGGAAAUUAACGAUAUCACAGGAAAAAGUGUUAACGUUGACGGAAUUUGUGACGCAGCAAUGCAUCACAAAACGUGUAAGAAUUUGUCAUGCAUAGCAUGCAUAUUGGGCUACGUUUGUGAUGCAUGACUGCGAUCUGUGAAAACCGCUAACGUUAACACUUUUUCUUGUGAUAAACGAAGAGGAUCUGAAGGCUGACCACCAGGCGCUAGACAAGGAAUUACCGCCGCAGACCCGGGACGAAUUGAUGAAGCGGGUGAACGACGAAAUGAACGAUAAUUUGCACAAAGCUGCUGCGGUAGACGACGCAGAUGCUAACGCUGCUGCGGCUGCUGUUCCCCCGCCAGCCCAGCCACCUUCCUCCAUCACAGAAGAGCUACCCAAAUUGACUCCCUUGCCGAAGCUGAAAGCGCCUGCGAGGCGACAAAGCACCAGUCAGAAUAAAGACGUAAGGGGGGCUGCUGCACCUACUACUGCGUCAGGAGCAGCCUCGCUACAACAAACCGCGAGCAAGUCGAAGCCGGCUGCGGUACCGACAGCACAAACGAAAGCAGGCAGCGGCAGCGCCGGGCCAGCUUCGCCCAGUUCCCCAGCUUUGGCGUCAAAAGGCGCGUCGCCCGGACUGGCUUCGAAGGCUGGGUCCAAGGCGGGUUCGAUGGCGGCGCCAGCGAGUUCACCGGGACAGUCUUCCCCGGCGGGGAAAGCGACUUCGCCGGGGAGCUCGAGAAGAGCAUGAGGGCGUCUCGUUUAGAAGUUCUUUCAGUUGUGAGUUGAUAUGCUCUUGUAGUACCCUGAACUGCGAAAUGUAUCAAAGCCGGCUAAGUAUUGUACAAGGAAAAUGUUAAGCGCAAGCCAAAUUUUACUGAACUUUUGCAAAUCAAAUUUUAAUAAUUGAUGACUCAUUUUUAUGUUGACAAUUGUGACUUGACACCUGUAUGAUCUUCGCUCUCCAGAGUGGAAAAGAAAAUUUAUUCCGAGAAGAACUCUUGAUGAACUUUUGCACCACUAGGUGGUCUAGGACCUCUAAUUGAUGAAAAAACCUUGUACCAAAGAGAAAAUCACGUGCGGCUCGAAGUUUGCAUUUUCAGCAAGGUCAUGAAAAAUUCCUCCUGGACCGGCCUGAAGCGAAAAGUUUUAAGUAAUACUGUGACGCGAUCGCGAGGUUUUGUUUGCUUCUACAUACAGAAACAAUAAAACCAUACUACGGCAAGUGCAAGAUUGGUAAAUGAAGCAUACAGAUAAAGAAGCCUGGUGAC